Messenger RNA from Aspergillus caelatus, 1326 nucleotides. RefSeq lists its product as uncharacterized. Lineage: Eukaryota; Fungi; Ascomycota; Eurotiomycetes; Eurotiales; Aspergillaceae. Bases 627 to 947 code for a protein of 106 amino acids. The transcript has a single exon. The record is from RefSeq and is a predicted model, not a curated record.
CUAAUCUUCUCCUGACCAACUCCUAGUAUUCUGAGUUGAUCAUGCCGUCGGUCCAUUCUACUCUGUACACAACAUAUACUUUCCUCACUCUCCCGGCACGUUUGGUGACCUGGUGGCUAUAUUAUAUCCCCAAGUCUAACCGUCCCAGCGGUCCAGUCCAUGCCGGUUGGCGCUGUCUGGUACCCGACUGUCCCAGUCCAGCCACCGCGAAAGCUCAUCAUCCAUUUCCACCCAAGUGCCUAUGUGCUCUUCGGCCCGCGACCUGGAGAUGGAUGUGGCUGGGGGCCCACGAAAUUCAGUAGGCUCUCGGGAUGGCCAAUACUUUCGAUCCAAUACCGGCUCUCCUUAGACGCAGACAAAACCUUCCCAGCCGCCGUCCAGGACGGAAUCACUGCCUAUAUCUACGCGUUAAGAGACCCUCAAAAUCCCACCAUCCCAGAUCGUGCUCUCGGGCGAGUCCGCAGGUGGGAAUCUCAUUCUAGCGAUGCUCCGGUAUAUCACCACAGAGAACCAGGCGAUACUUCUACCUCGCUGCGCGCUGUUAUGGUCCCCGUGGGUUGAUAUGACCCAGAAGGCUCUUCUGAAUAUGGAAAAACACCGCAAUUACAAGUCCGAUUAUAUUGAAUAUGAUUUCGGUUCCUGGGGUGUCAGUAGCUAUAUCCCCCCCUGGCUGGUCUGACAGUAAUCCCUAUUUGUCGCCGCUGGGCAGCGAGUACCGAUUGGGUGUUCCGCUUUUCAUUGAAGCUGGCACGUCUGAGGUGCUUUAUGAUGACAUUGUGCAGUUCGCGCUCAACAUGAAGGAGAAGGGCACGGAGGUUGAGUUACAUGAAGCUCCGCAUGGGGUUCAUGCGACUUUUGGUAUCGCCGAUGCUUUGGGGAUGCCUGAAAUUGCUAUAGAUGGUCAUGCGCGUAGGGCAAGAUUCAUUGCGAGAACGGGCGCAGAAUGAACGAUUGGAUAUAUCGAUCUAACUGGGAGCAUUCAAGGAAAUCGAGAAAUGGCAGUGAGGUAUAUUUCCGGAAGCUCAAGUGCUUCCUAGAUAAUACGUACUCCAGUCUACAUAUACAAAAGAAAACUGUUGGGGGGAAUAAGGUGUUCAAGGCACGACCUUGAUGUCAAUGGCAUUUUGGUCGAGUGGGAUUGACAAAAACUAUAUGCGUAAAUAGAAUCAGGGCCGGGCAGAUCGCUUGUAAAGCGAACGAAAGUGUAUGCAAAUUCCCAGAUUUUGGGGGGAAUAGCCUUGAAUCCACUCACACGACGCGUUGAGAAUUAGUUCAGGCUCUUCUACCACCGGGUAUACCCGUUUGAUGUGUUUACGCUGCUCUUCU